UAUGUUACGGCCAUCGCAAGAUCCAGAAGACAAGCAACCAGACCAGCACGGUUCCCCAGAACUCCAGGUAUCCAAGGACUGACCACUGCCUUGCCAAUUGGCAAGAAUCCGCGCCAUGCGACCAACAUCAUGCCUGCGCCUGUUCGCCGGGCUCCGGAUCUCUGAACCGUCCCUGCACCUCCGCCCGUCCUCAAUCCGACCGCUCGCACUCCCUCAAACCACGCCGAAACGGACCUUCUCCCAUUCCCCCGUAUCGCACACGACCUACAACCAGGUCCUCCGCGGCUGCCGUGUCGCCCAGCGCGCGCGACAGAAGCGCUCUCCGGCCCUGACCAAUCGGCCGGAGAUGAAGGGCGUCUGCCUACGGGUCACCACGACGAAGCCGAAGAAGCCCAAUUCGGGGGACAAGAAGAUUGCGAGGGUGCGGUUGAGCACGGGAAAGGAGAUUACGGCGUAUAUUCCAGGGGAAGGACAUAAUAUCCAGCAGCAUUCGGUGGUGUUGGUGAGAGGUGGGCGGGCGCAGGAUAUACCCGGUGUCAGGUAUAAGCUGGUUCGGGGCGCCUUUGACCUGGGCGGUGUUGGAAACCGGCGGGGGGCACGAUCGAAAUUCGGAACAAAGAAGCCCAAGACAGUAUGAUGUACCUGUGCAUGUAUAGUAGUCUUCGAGAGCAUUUGCGUGGCGUUUACGGAGGAUGGAAAGCACGGGAGGUUUGACGAAACCUUGUACAAUCAAUGACGACUUUUAGCUCUAUAUAGCGUCUCUACCGGAUGGAUAUAUGAGCUCAAAUACUGUAGAAGUAACACCAUUUGAUCGCCUCCAAACAUAGAUAGAAUUUAGUGUUUAUAGUCAGUCU
Messenger RNA from Eremomyces bilateralis CBS 781.70, 854 nucleotides. RefSeq names its product ribosomal protein S12. The record is from RefSeq and is a predicted model, not a curated record. The coding region runs from base 116 to 637 and encodes 173 amino acids. The transcript is spliced from 3 exons. Gene Ontology annotation, biological process: translation. Gene Ontology annotation, cellular component: ribosome; small ribosomal subunit. Lineage: Eukaryota; Fungi; Ascomycota; Dothideomycetes; Eremomycetales; Eremomycetaceae. Gene Ontology annotation, molecular function: structural constituent of ribosome.